GUUGGGUAACUCCUUAACAAUGCACAGUGAAACCCUAUACACGGACAACAGUGUCUGCAAGAUGUACAUAUAUUAGUGUCGUUCAGGAUAAACGACUUUAGUGUUCCAAUAAGUGUGACUGAAAACGUUAUGUGACACGUAUGUCCACACUUACAGCGCUCAGCGUGACACUCACACACGCACCAGCGGUCAGCGUGGCCCAGAUGUACACACGAAUGCUUUGACUACACGGCUUAAAACACGGAUGGACGUAGAGCAAAGACCUGUCCUUACAGACACGAGGCAGGUCCAGAAGCAGACGCCACGAGAAAGCGUUAAGGACACGUGCGCCAUACAGAGAAUACAAUCUAAAAAGAUAUAUGUAUAUAUAAAAAAGGGACCCGCACUACCCACACUGCAUACGGAGAGGGACACAGACUCACAACGGAACAACCCUCGCGGGGACACUAGAAUACACCAGAAAGCGUUACGAGGACACGCAAGCCACACAAGAAGAACCUUUCGAGGAGCAUCCCUCAAAAACAACACAGAGAACCGUCCGAAGGCGAGGACCAAGACGGUCUCUUAUACAGAACGCAGACAAGGGAACGCGAUAAGAUCACAAGAAGGGGCUUGCAUACCCUCCGGAAGGAGAACCACACACCCACACGGGACCCGCGCCAUCACCACACACACCAUCCUAACUCCCUCUUCCCCCAAAAGCUCCAUAGAACCUGGUUCCUUGAUCCAUCACGAUAAUGGUGAACCGAGUCAGGUUUUCCGAUGACGAGGCUUCAGGGACAGAUCUUGGGUAAGUGACCGCUAUGAAGAACCCUAAAAAGUCUUCUUAGAACCUCCCCAGUUCUCUUCCUGCAAGUUACUUCUUCCGGUGAACAUUUUUGUGUGUUCUUCUCAACUCUGAAUCUCCAGAACAAAAGACCACCUUCUAAACGAGUAAUAUGUGUAUCUUCUAAAUAGUGUUUUAUCAUAUACCUCCAAGGUCAUCCAAAUGAUCCUCCACAUGUGUAUACAUCUUGGCGGAUGAGUAAGAUUUAUUGUUUAUCUUUAAGGCUCCUGUGAGCCUUUUGGCUUUGGUUAUCACG
Penaeus monodon (black tiger shrimp) is the source of this 1082-nucleotide messenger RNA. RefSeq lists its product as uncharacterized. Lineage: Eukaryota; Metazoa; Arthropoda; Malacostraca; Decapoda; Penaeidae. The record is from RefSeq and is a predicted model, not a curated record.